ACAAAAAAGGCGGGAAAGAGUAACAUUACAUCACGAUGCUUCAGUAGAAAAAAACGUGGCUGUCACAAUGUUGAUUACGUUAUUUGCAUUUUUAUUUACCUGGACCCCUUACGCCGUUAUUGGUAUGAUCAAAGUGUUUGGAUUUGAAUCCAGUAUCUAUAUAGCGAGGGAGAUCACUCUUAUACCACUUAUCACAGCCAAGACUGCUGGAUUUUGGAAUCCUUUUGUCUUCAGUUUCCGCAACCAAGCAGUACGUAAAGCGUUGGCGGGAAAAAUAAAAGCCAUCAAAAAUCAUUUAAGUUUCAAGAUUGUUUGGCGACAACAAAGAAAUAGAGUUACACCAGGAGUAGAAAAAAGUAGAUCCGAUGGGAUCGUAAGUUCGCCCAGAAAUCGCGUGAGUAUCUUCCAAGUAAGUUCUUCUUCCAAAGCAGACGGUAAAUUGGUACCACGAGAACCAACCGCUUCGAUACAGACGAUUCGUUCAACGGUUCACUUUUGUAACGAUUAUGUGACGUCAUCAGUUUAAUGGUGGUCGCGAUGUUGUA
This is a messenger RNA of Ruditapes philippinarum (Manila clam), 545 nucleotides long. RefSeq names its product melanopsin-like. Gene Ontology annotation, cellular component: membrane. Gene Ontology annotation, biological process: G protein-coupled receptor signaling pathway. Bases 68 to 526 code for a protein of 152 amino acids. The transcript has 2 exons. NCBI's taxonomy places the organism in Eukaryota, Metazoa, Mollusca, Bivalvia, Venerida, Veneridae. Gene Ontology annotation, molecular function: G protein-coupled receptor activity. The record is from RefSeq and is a predicted model, not a curated record.